CAUGUGCUGAUUUCGCAAUUUAAGAAAAAAAAAUGGCAACGACUGGCAUGCUGUUGGUGUCUCUGUGUUUGGUACUGAUCACUGGGGGCUCUGCCUUUUGUCCCAGGGAUCCGGUGAAUGGAUUUUGGGAUGAAGAUAAAUGGAAUGAGCGCUGUAUUCUGAGGUGUCAUAGUGGAUUUGAACCGUCGAGCUGCCACGUUCUCCGGUUUCAGCGAGAGAAUUGGAACCACGAUAUCCCUACCUGCCAAACAGCGUCGUUGGUGUCGGGGAAAACUCUCGUGGCCGUAGGGGCCGGAACAGCUGCCGUGGUAGCCCUUCCCGCAGUUUUAGCGGGGGCGGGGUUUACUGCCGCUGGGGUGGCAGCCGGAAGUCUAGCGGCGUGGAUUCAGGUACUAAUAUUAAUUUUCGAUAGUAUAAAAAAUGGAUGGGUGCUGAAUGUUAUUCACUAUUGCUGUAAAGGUGGAAAUAUUUACGUAGUGGAGAUCUUCGAAUUUUACAAAAUUCCAUCAAAUGAUAUAUUUCAAUCAUAUACAAAGUAUGAUUAAAUAAUGAUUUUGCAAACACUGUGACGUCACCUGAUGGUGGAGAAACCUUAAUUCAUAGACUUCCAGAUAUGAUUUCGAGUUUUAGAAAAAUUACAUCAAUAUUCAAUAUCAUGCUAUCAAAUACAUUUCAUGUAUAUCUUUGUCUUCUCUCAAUAUUUGGUGUACUUUCUCUUUACCUGAACAGGCCCCGUUUACUGCCGCUGGUGGUUGGUUUGCCGCGGCACAGAGCGCAGGCGUUGUAGGAGCCGCCGCCACCACGAAAGCUGGAGUUGGUGCUACCGUGGCGACAGCAACACGCGCAGUCUCUUCAUUCUUCUCAAAUUGUGAACCGGAGUAAGCCCUGUUCUACAGGAAUAAGAGACGUUCUCGGGCUAAAUGUGUUUUACGACCAACCACUAUCAAUCUGUGUUUGUUUUUAUUUUCAGUUAAUAUAAAAAUGUCUGUACGUCUCUUCUGUUAAGGUAGCUAUUGAUAGCUAGCCCAAAAAAAAAACGCUCAUUGAAUUUUUUUCAAUUUUACUUAUUUUAACAUUUUGACUUUAUCCUAAAACAUAUAAAAAAAUCAACAAAAGUAAUCAGGUUAAUUUUCGAGGAAAGCGAGAUUGAAAUCACCUCUUUUGCAGCCCCAAAAGGCAAAAAAUGCUAAAAUUGAGCAAAUUAACACAAAAGCCAAUAAAAAUUUUAUUGACACCAGAAAUAUUGUUUGUCAUAUAUAGUUAUGUAAAUUAAACACAAACAGAUAAAAAAUCAACAUGAAUUAGAUUUUCAAAAUGCAUCUAAGGAAAACAUUGGCAUGAUUCGACUUGGCAAUUGGCCAAAUUUACCCUAAAUAUGGCGUUUCUCAAAUACUAUCACGCAUACAUUUUUUGACAACAACAAAAUUCUACUCAUAAAAUUUCUGAUUUUAUUUCAUUUUUACAAUAAGUCAAGUAGUAUCUAAAAUAUUGAAUAGAAAAAAAUAUACCAAAUGAGGUUUAAUCUGAAACUAUGUCAGAUUUUGUAACCCUACCCCCUCCCUUCUAGAAAUGAAUUUUAAGAGAUACAGUCAGCAGAGAUAAGCUAUUGACCUUAAAUGAUUAAGCAUUCCCAAAUUACCAUAUUGAGCAUUCAAACUCACAAUACUAGAAGUUUCUAUGAGCCAUUUAAGAAUGAUAUAUAGUGUGUGCUAUUGCAGUUUACCUUUUUGCACUCACAAUGAUUGCCUAAAUAUUUAGUUAUUUUUCAUACAAUUUCUUGUAAUAACUAGACCAAAUCUAUUACCUAUACAUAUUUUUUGAUAGAAAUUUAUAUCACUAUACAGUAUAAUACACCAAAUAUGUUUAAAUAACCAUUUCAUAUUUCAAUAAAUAAUUAAUAUCAAUGGAAAGAGACCCAUGGACUGCCCAUGGAUCACUACAAUUAAGUCCAUCUGAGUCAUCUUACCCUCACAGAUAGGUGUGUCUUUCAUAAGUUUAAGAUUUCUAAUUGUAGUUUCACAUGGAACUAUUGGAUAACUGAGAAUGCAUGUACAUGUAUAUUGCAUUAACUAACGGAAGUUUUCCCCAGGUGAAGGUCUAUGUUCACUGUAUGUAUAGGGGGGGGGGGGAUGAAUUAGUUCCAUUAUGAAACUUUUCUAAAAAAUUUAUAUACAUUAAUGUAUCUAUGAUGUAUGUUUCAACUAAAUUUUGAAUUACAAGGAAAAUUCAAACACAUUGAUUGAAGUAAUAAAAUUUAUAUUCUAUCAUGUGCACAUUUUUUACUAAUAUAUCUAAGAAAAAAUAAUCAACAUUGAAAUUUCCUUUACAUCUAUGCAAUAUUAUUGUCUUUCAAAAGGCAUGUACUUGUAAUAUACGAGUACAUGACAUGUACUUAUUUUCCCUUAAAUUCACAAUUUAGUUUAAAGUAUGUUGUAUAACAUCCACUGCUCUGAGCUCAUAUAAGUGAAUUAAAUUAAUGUUUUUCAUCCAGUCCCAAAUUUUGCAGUAGUUCUUUAAUCUUCGGAACUUGAUCAAACAUUUUUAAAUUUGUGGAGUUGUGGGGGUCCAGGGGAUAUGUCAUCAUCAUUGUAAAUGGAGUACCUGUUCAAAAUAUAGAUAAAUAUAUUUAAAUAUAGCAAAAAAGAUGAAUAUCUGAUAUACUCAGAAUUGUCUUUACAAAUGUUUAUCAAAAAAAAAUAUAGUACCUCUCUUGCUGUUAUACUUGUUGACUCGAAAUCCACUUCAACCUGCACUGGUCCUAUCUAACCUCCCUCGGUCUUCAGGCUGAUGCCUAGAAAAAAGAUCAUCAUAAUUGAUAUUUGCACCGUUAGGUCUAUAUUAUACCAUUGAGUAAUUAGAUUGCGUCAUACAAUGUGAAUUUUAAAACUGUGUCUCAACACAUAUUCAGUUAAAAUUUAAAUACUGAUGUUUCAAAAUUAUAAAUUGCAAUGAGAUGACAUGUAUAUAUGUUUUCAUAAACUGCCAUAGACUUAUCAUAUCUGUUUUAUUUACAAAAUGUGGGUCAAGAGAAGGGCAUACGUGUAGUAUACAUAUCUUACUUAUACAUACAAUGCAUACAUUUGCCUAUGAGAGGGCAUAUGCAGACUUGUGAUUAAUUUACAUUAUUUAAAAAGGUUUUGCCAACCUACAUGUUUGUGUGAAACAAAAAACUUCAGGUUUGAUAUAUUUCUUAGGUCACUGAAAUUUCAAAGUAAUAAUAUAUGUAUACUAUAGUCUAGGGAAUUAUAAUUCAACACAUGCCCCCCCCCCCUUCCACUUUUUAUCCGGUUCCCUCAUACCCCUAGAUAGUAGGUCUAUACAGAUAUUUGUUUUUCAUUACUUUUAUACAUGUAGUUCAAGGUAUGUUAUUUUCGUAACAGUUAUUUUCAUAACGAUAUUAUUAUUUUCUUAAUAAAAGAGUUGUGAGAGCCCAUGUUUACAAAUGUGGUAUACAUUUACAUGACAUCCGUUCGUUUACAAUCACUGGCACAGGUGGGAGUUAUAUUUUAUGCACAUAUGGAAUACAUAUAUACAUACAAAAUAAUACAUCUACUGUAUGUCGUGUGUUUAAACUUACAGAUGUUAUUAUAAAUCGCGUUGUGAAAUAGCAGAGGAAAUGUGAGUUGAACUUUUGAAUACAAAUUUAUGGCAUUUUUUUUCAAUCACCAAACGAAACUAUGAUUUCGUUGUCCAACUUGAAUGCAUCCACCAACUUCCUCUUCUUGCAAGAAACUUUGUUAGGUCUCUCAAUGACUGUAUAAACAGUAUUUAAUCUCUCAGCAUGCAGCACUCGGACAUUACGAUGCAUCAAUCAACAACUUUGUUUACGUAGCGCAUCUAUGUACAUGGAUUGGUGGUUGGUUUAACAUUUCGAUUAGCAAAAAGUUUCACACAGAUGAAACAUUUGAUCUACCAUUAUUACAGACAUUGACGUAUACUUAUGUGGUAUGUGCAUAUUUUCUGUAGGCGAGUCAGUCACAGCAACAAAACACUUUCGGAACCCCUUUUUGUUUUUCGACUAUUCUAUGACGGAGUAAGGAAUUCCGGAAAAUGAAUUCACGUGAAAAUACACAAUUUUUACUGAUCACGUGGUUGCUAUCCGUCGCUACCUUAAUUGCUAUAAAAUCACAUGUUAAGUGUUCCUCUGGUCUAUCAUUUGAAAUCAGAUUAAAAGAUAUUUACCUUUC
Ostrea edulis (European flat oyster) is the source of this 4187-nucleotide messenger RNA. RefSeq names its product interferon alpha-inducible protein 27-like protein 2B. The record is from RefSeq and is a predicted model, not a curated record. The coding region runs from base 33 to 545 and encodes 170 amino acids. Lineage: Eukaryota; Metazoa; Mollusca; Bivalvia; Ostreida; Ostreidae. Gene Ontology annotation, biological process: apoptotic signaling pathway. The transcript is spliced from 3 exons. Gene Ontology annotation, cellular component: membrane; mitochondrion.